GCAGCAUCCUGUCAGCGGCGGGGUCACUCAGCUCACAGACGCCGCUGAAUAGAUGGAACAUGGCGGAGAAAGGCAGCGAGCAGCCGCGGUCCACCCGGUGUUGUCUACCAGCGCCGCAGCAGAACUAACUGUGUCGGCAUAGACUGAACAAUAUAGGUGUCCGGUCCGGUUCCUCGGUUACAAGUCUGCUUUGCCACUUCAAACUUGUGAAAAAUGAGCCGCGGGUGAAGAAUUCAAGAUGAGCCGACACGCAACAGACGGACCGGAGUGUGCCCCCUCCCCGCCGCUGCCUGCCGAUCAUGUGCUCAACUCUGCGGCCGUGUUGUUCCCUGGUGCUUUCGAUCAACAUGGCUGCCCUUUGAUCGUGUUCCCAGCUGAUCAACAAGCAAAACUGCCCCUGGAACUCAGCAAAGCAGAAGUGGUGGACUUCAUAAAUUACUUCCUGGGUCUGCACAAUAAGAAGAAGGAGAGGUUGGUGUCCGUGGUGGCUGAUCUGAGGGGGGCCUCGCUCCCUACAGCCAGGUUCAUCGCUGAGACGCUGCUUCUGCUUGAGCUGCACAAGCAGACCGUCCACAGUGUGUACAUAGUUCAGCCCAAAAAGAAGGAGGUUGUCAAGCUGUUGCUGAAACUCCUGGCCCCGUCAAGGUCUCACACUGCCUCUUUCAAGAGAGUCCUUCUAAAAGAAAUCUCGGAGCUCUCCAACCACAUUGACCGAAGCCAGCUAACGGCAGAUUUGGGCGGCUACCUUAUUUACUGUCACCAGAGUUGGGUGGCAUUCAUCAAGGAGAUCGACGACUUUGUUCAGGCGUUCCUGUCUGUGGUCAAGCGGCUGCCCUCGUGUAUCUCCACCCUGACGUCUCUGUCCCGGCUGCCGCUGCCCUCCACCUUCAGCGAGCUCAAACACUUCUGCUCCACCAACGAGGCCACGUUCCAGACGCUCAGGAGGGAGCUGGGGCUGGAUGACCUGCUCUGGCACUGUGAGAGUGUGGUGGAGAAGCUGCGUUACCCUGAGAUGGAGCCGUGCUACCAGGCGAUGGCUGGCACCACCCUCUUCAACCACACCGCCUUGGACAUGCACCAGAACCACAGCAGGAUAACUGCAGCAGUGGAGAAAGUGGAGCUGCUGUGGCAGCAGGCCUUUUCUAAGGCCCGCCUCCAGCUGCAGGUGUUCCAGCUGCGAGAGGACGCACUGCAGAUCACAGAGCAGAUCAAAACUCUUCUUGAAGAGAAACUCCAGCCUUACAAAAUGGAGAUUGCCAAGGAUGCUGCAAAGGCCGUGAUGUUGGUGUCUGAAUUUAAGGCCUCCAUUCACACUCAUGCCAUGGCUCUCAUUCGCUGUGCUGAAGAUGUGAUCCACACGGUAUCAGAGAUCCGGUUGCUUGAUGGUCAGACCAGGGAGCGCUGGGUCUUGGAUCUGGAGAGGCUGAAGGAGAAACUCCACUCUGCUGUGCACUUCAUUCUCCAAACCCUCAGGGCAGUUUCCAGCUACCAUCAUUACUACAGCAAGGCCAGCAGCUGGUACGGGCUGGUCCUCUGUGAGAACUUCCUCCAGGAACUUUUGUCAGGUGUUAGCGGAGACAACGUUUCCAAACAGAGCAGGAACUGGGGGAAAAUCCCUGCGUGGAGGUAUAAAAUGUCCGCUUUUCUGAAGAAGAAUCCCCCUCCAGAUAUGGAGGAGCUGGUUCAUCUGGCUCAUCUGUCUCAGGCCAUCCUAGAUGGCGAUGUCCAGGAGGCGGGCAAGCAAAUGUCUCAGCGGUGCAUGACUUUGAGGAAACUUCUAAUUUCUUCGGGACCCGUGGCUGUCGGUCCCCUCCAGCUGGCCUUACAGUGGCAGUAUGAGUUGUUGCGGAGCAGCCACGCCAAUUCCUCUGCUGACAGCGCUGCAAACGGAACAGUUCAGGAUGUUCAAGACCUCACUAAAUGUGAAGGUGCUAAGGAAGCAGCCCAUCUUCUCGGAAAGUCUCCAUCCACUGCGGUUACAUGGAUGGUGUCAUCUGAAGGCAAACCCCCCUCCCUCAGCUCAUUUGACUCAGGCUUCGAUGGAGCUGGGGGCAGCCAGCUGGAGACCUGCGGCGGGAGGGAAGGACUAGAAGGUCCUCUGUUCAGAUUGGCUGGGACCAGGGACUCUGUAAGGCCUGCCACGACCCAGCAUCUAAUGGACAAUAUUUCAGAUUGUGAAGAUCACAGAGAGGAGUUUGGCUCUGUGGGAAACUCCUCCAUGGCCUGCAUCCAGCUCAUCCCUAAAGUAACCGUGGAUUCUCUAAACUUAGAGAUCAAAGUGAAGCGUUCAGCUGCGCGACCCAAUAAUCCUUGGCUAAGCUUGCCGGUAGACGAUCUGGAAAACUCGUACACAGUUACCAUCACGCAGAACCAAACGCCGCAAAAAAAAGACUCUCAAUCCCACGAUGCCUCUGGCCCCAACCAGUCCAACAGGUCUCCAGAUCCGCCAACACAGACUGACGUGUUGAGCAGUACCCAGCCCAGAGGGCCACAGAGCAGGAGACGGACACUGCAUAAACAAAGCACUCUGGAGGAUCCUCAACUAAGUCCCAUUUGCAACAUCCUCUCCAGCACUAUUACUGACAAAAGGGACAAGUCCAUCUGCACCACAGAGGGGAGUCCCACUCUUCUCUGGGAUUCUUAUGACCUCCAUGACCAGAAUCCGGAUGCUGUCGAUGGUGUGUUUGAUAUUUCCCUGAAUGACUGGGAUGUGAAAGAGCAGGAGGAUUUGAGGGAAGUGGAAAAGAUCCUGGACAGGGCUGAUAAAAUACUAGAGAAAGAAGAAACUGUUCUGGCUCAGGAGGCUGUGCUGGAUGCCCUGCUGAGGUCUGAGGACCGGCAGAAUCAGUGGCCGCUGUGGGACAGUGAGGACCAUCUCGGUGUGAUGUCCUCUAGUAAGCUGGCUGAAGCUGGCGUUCUUGGCCUCGAGGAUUACCUUGACCCUGCAGAAUCUGACAACCUCAGUGGACCCAGAUCAACUGGAUCUGCGAGUAAAACUAAGGCCUCUGAAGAUGAAGGGCACUGCGCUGAAGCUGCCACAGGAGCAGAAACUGAGUUUCACAGCUGGCCGGACCUGCUGACGGAGCUAAGAAAAGUCCAUGUCCUGGAUGAACUGAUCAUGGAGGAGAACCUGAAGAUCCACCAGCUCCGACGCUGCGAAGAAAACCCCAAAGAGGAACUCUGUGUGAGCAAACCUGUGGAUAUAGAGGGACCGUUGAGUAGGAGCAAAGAGAGGGAGGUGUUUCGGUUCCAACUAGAACAGGAGAAAAGGGAAGUGGAGAAGCUUGAGAAGAGUUUGAACGCUGAGUGUAAAAUGAAGAAGCACAAGGACUCAGCUAGAAAGGUUGUAAAAGGUUCAAUUAUGGAGAAGGCUAGAAGUGAGAAUAAGGACCCAGCCCUCUGUGAUGAGCUUUUAUCAACAUCUUUGGUCCUGAACCAUGCUCAGGCUCAGGAUACCUGUAAAACUGAAAAUGUAAAAAUAUUGGGUCCUGAUACCAAAGAGGCUAUGCCGCAAGACCUGGUACAACUUCCAGAUUCCCAAUGUCAAGAUGAUUGCUCUGGAGCUGAGCCAUCAGCGUUUAACAGCGCUACCUUUAAUAUUACCUCUGAUUUAAGGGAACCUCCUGAAGACUUGGGGAUCCAACCUGAGGGAUGUAUCCAGGGGAAAAAAUUGGACGGAUCUGGUGAAAAUGCUUCAACCUCUGAAAUGAGGCCAGAAGAUGGAGUCUUUGACCCAGGCGGAACAUCGCACCUCCCUCCUGCGCCCAAGCCGAGAAGGGCUUUGCUCCCUGUGAAUGGCGACCUCUCUGAACACAAGCUCCCUCAUUCCACAGAGCUGCAGGAUCCCACUCGGCCCUCAGUUGCACAAGAUCCGGGUUUAGUGCAACAUGAUCUUCAAGAUGAACAACAUGACGUGCUGCCAGAGACUGUGAAUGCAACCAUCAGUCACACCUUGGUUGUCAGUCCAAAUGUGAAGGAACACAGCAGCAACAACAAUAACAACCAUGCACUUACUGAGAAAUACAAGGUGUCACCAGACCACUUGUCUGAAAUAAGCACUAAAGAUGACGAUGCUACACCUGUGGUAGCUGCUUGUUUGGAACAGCCACAUUUACACCCGUCAAAGGAAGGCCAGACUGUAUCUCCUGCAGAUGAGUGCCCACAUCAGUCGACCGCACCCCAGCCGUGUCCUGGCCAGCCUCUGGAGUUUGACCCCGGGGGCAGAGAUGAGCAGAAUGAAGACUCGCCUGUUCAGAGCUCUGAGGCCAUGAGGAUAUCUGGCUCUGGGUCACCUGGGAUUCAGGCCCAGCUUAACAUCAACAUGAGAGAGAUGACAGAUUUCAAGACCCCCAUAGUACUGGAUACGGGCUCUGGUUUGAUGAAAGCAGGAUUUGCAGAUCAAGACCUCCCAAACAUUAUAUUCCCAACAAUUAUUGGGAUGCCAAAAUAUGAGGAAAUAAUGAAUGGGAACCUAGAAAGGGAGACCUACAUCGGACAUGACGCUCAACACAUGAGGGGGGUCCUGGCUCUGAAGCAUCCCAUAAAGAACGGGAUCAUUCGGAACUGGGACGAAAUGGAAAAGAUUUGGCAUCACACGUUCCAGCAGCUGUGCGUGGACCCAGACGAGCACCCAGUUCUGCUGACCGAGGCAGCCAUGAACCCCUUGGAGAACCGGCAGCGCAUGGUGGAGAUCAUGUUCGAGUGUUUCAACGUUCCCUUCACCUACGUGGCCAUGCAGGCAGUGCUGGCCCUGUAUGCAGCAGGGAGAUCCACUGGUGUGGUGUUUGACUCUGGAGACGGAGUGAGCCACAGUGUACCUGUGUUUGAGGGCUACAGUCUACCUCAUGCAGUGCAGCGCUUCCCUCUGGCUGGUGUGGAUGUUACAAUGCAUCUUAAAAAGCUUCUGCAGGAACAGGGGGUGUGCAUGCGCACCACAGCCGAGAUGGAGAUCGUGAGGGAGAUGAAGGAGAAGUGCUGCUGCGUGGCUGUCGACCAUGACGCCGAGCUGAGUCACGGGGGGGCGUCCUGCAGAGAGAUGCAUUACACCAUGCCCGACGGGCAGAUCGUCACGCUCGGCACGGAGAGGUUCAGGGCCCCUGAGAUUCUGUUUAAACCCGAGCUGAUUGGACGGGACCAUUACGGGAUGCACGAGAGCGUCUUCAAGUCAAUCCUCAGCUCUGACAUUGACCUGCGACGCUGCUUCCUGCGAAAUAUCGUACUGUCAGGGGGGAACACUCUGCUGCCUGGCCUGCCUGAGCGCCUCCAGGCUGAAAUCAAAGGCCUGCUUCCCACCGCCAUGGGCGAGAGCGUUCGCGUCACCAGCCCGAAGGACAGAGACUUCUCGGUGUGGAGGGGAGGGGCGGUGCUAGCCCAGCUACCCACCUUCAGCUCGGCUUGGAUCAGUCUGGAGGAGUACGAAGAGCACGGGCCGCAGAUCGUCUUCAGGAAGUGCUUCUGAGACGGACCACUGUAAGGCAUGCACACCGGACUCGUGUGUGUGUAAUGCACGAUGUCACUUAAUUUCCACAAGUGCAAUAUACAUACAGCUCUAAUACAGUGCCAUGGGCUGGGAUGAGCCAUUAUACAUGCUUUUCAAUGUGUCUUAUGUCUUGGCUUUUCUGUGGAGUCAGUUUCACCCUCGUUGUCAGUGUGGAGCCUUAAUUGCGAGCUCUUAAUAAACACCAGUGGGUUUCUACUGACCUGCUGCCUGCUUUAUGCCUCAUCUGAGAUCCACCGACAUGGCAUGGAUGAAACUGGGUGUUUGUCAAAAUCCCUGUCAGUCAAUGUUAUUGUCCCUCAAGAACCUAAGUUUUCUAUUUUUGGGGAAUGUAUUUCUGCAUCAAGAUUUUAAGCACGUGUAUAUUAAUGUCUGUGGUCAAGGGACGAGAAUUGAAGCUGGCCUUUGAUCGAUGUCUGCUAACGCUGUUUCCAGGUUAAGCAGUUGAGGGACAUAAAAAGAACUCAAUGUGCUGACUCCAGAUAUAUAAAUAUAUUAAUCUAAUAUCAAAUUAUGGUGUGCGACAGUUUUAAGUAUAUUUGUGGAACAAAUGAUCUCUGUGUUACAAAUGGUGAAAGUUAUUUUGAAAUGUGGAUCAGUUCAACUGUGCAGUGUUCACAACUACUUUUCUUUUUUUAAAUUGAUUUGAUUAUUAGGGCAAGGAAUGAAAUAGUUGGUGUCAUAACAUUACAACUUUUUCCUCUAAGUCUUUACAUGUCAUGUUUAAACUAUUUUUCCUUGUCUUUUUUUGUCAUAACAUUACAAUUUCUUAAAAUUUUACUUGACUUUUGGCCAAGAAUUCUAUUACUUUUUUUUUUUUUUUUUUUUGUCAUAACACUUUAUUUACUAUGAUGGCAACAUUUCAACUCUAUUCUUCAAAUUAAGCACUAAUUUGCAGCAAUUGACCUUAAAGGAACACUCAUUGUAUAGGAUAGGACUAAAACUCCAUUCUAACUGGAGUAUUUGCCAGAAGAAAAUUGUUAUGAAUGUUUAUUGCUGCAGUAAUGUGAACUGGAGAGGAGAAAAUGUGAAUUUUUGUGGGACAAGUUUGCAUUCUAGAAAGUCCCGUGUCGGGAGUUGGUUUUUUUUUCCCCACAUGUUGAUCCUCCACUUAAGUCAACCUUUGGUCAGUGAAGCUGUGAAUGCAGCUGGGAAUGGAGUCCAUGGAGAGUAGUGUUACAGGAUUGGUCUGGUGAUGCCUGUCACUUAGUUUCAGUCUGUUGAAUAAACGGAGGCUGUUAAAUGCUACUGCUGCAGGUAUAGUGUUUGUGUAGUUUCUAUUUGAGUGCAGUGCCUGCCCUAUCCUCAUUUCUUUUCUCUAAUUGUUGCUGUGGAUUUUUAACCCUUGCACAGUAGUGUUGAUCUUUGUGAAAGGGGUUCCAAUGGUGCCAAAACUGCUGCAUUUAUCUCAAAAACAUGGAUUCUGUAUUAAAAAAAACAAC
Messenger RNA from Etheostoma spectabile (orangethroat darter), 6939 nucleotides. RefSeq lists its product as uncharacterized. The coding region runs from base 239 to 5458 and encodes 1739 amino acids. Lineage: Eukaryota; Metazoa; Chordata; Actinopteri; Perciformes; Percidae. The transcript has 23 exons. The record is from RefSeq and is a predicted model, not a curated record.